Branchiostoma floridae (Florida lancelet) is the source of this 3537-nucleotide messenger RNA. RefSeq lists its product as uncharacterized. Bases 618 to 2672 code for a protein of 684 amino acids. Lineage: Eukaryota; Metazoa; Chordata; Leptocardii; Amphioxiformes; Branchiostomatidae. The transcript has 4 exons. The record is from RefSeq and is a predicted model, not a curated record.
CAAUGGCAGAAAGGUAACGGGACAGCCUACAAAACAUUUCAUUGGUUGGCCCGCCGUGCGUGUGUUUCCUCACAUUAUGGCCUGCAAAGCUUGGCCGCAGCGUGGCAAACAAACAGGAUUGUUUUCUCGUUUUCACCUAUGGUUUGGCUGUUUGGAUCUAACUGCGGGAUCAACUGUUCCAUAUGCUGCUAGGAGUGAAGACUCGGUUCUAAUGGACAUCAUUGAUGAUUAGAAAUCGAGACCUUUUGAAGAGCUACACGGAGGCCACGCUGUAUUCUCUGUCAGGGUGUACCCUUUCGAGUAGCCCUCUUCCGUUGUAUUGUGUCACAGCGUGUAAAGGUACGAAUGGUGGUAUUGUUGGCGCCGUUAAUAGCGACCCGGGAGUACUCCGUUACAAAUUGCUGUUUGGCCCGUUUUGUUUGGAUGUUUAAAGAGCGGGGUUGUCAAGACCCACCAACACGACCUACCCGUACCAGUCUGCACGCACGGUCACGCUGGAGAAAUGUUACCAGAGAGGCAGCACCUGGACUAAAAGCAGCACACCUUAAGGUAGAUUCUUAAGGUAUGAAUUAAGGGCCAUCUUCCUACUGCUGUUACCAUCAAACCAACAAGAGCUUAUGCGGAUGACUAUCAGCAAAAUGGCGUACUCGAUGGACGAUAUCGAACAGGCCUUGGACGGGUGUGCAGAGGACAAGGAAGUCGCCACGAUUGUGGACGGGUUUCAGUCCCUGGACAACACGGCCCGGUCACAUCGCGCUCCGGAGAAACAGGAAGUCCUUGAUCUGAGUUCUCGUGCUUGGAAUAAUCCAAAUAAAGGUAAAGGAAAAGUUGCGAAGAUAAGCAAGAUGUUUGAGGAAAACCACUUCCCGAUUGAUAAACGAAAACGACAAGCCAUGGACGGUGAGCGGCCGUGGAUGAGGGACCUGAAGAAGAGAGAUCAGCUCACAAAAACAAAGCCUUUACAUACGAGUCAACAGAAGGAUAAAGACGCUGACGGUUCAAAAGAUGCCGUUAAACCAAACGCAUUCCCCACGAAACGCACAGAAUUGAGCCACAGCCAUCAAAAUGGUGAUUUGCGGGACUCUCCGGUUACGGAAAAAGACGUUAUACCGAAAGAAGUACACAACAACAACGACAGUGUCCUAUCUAGUGACACAGGUCACGUGGAACUGGCCAAGAAAGUAGAUUCAGAAACUUCUGUCAUAAAUGAUGACCCAGUGCCAAAUGAUCUUUCUGAAACAACGACUCAAAUAGGUGACUCCCUAAUCCACCAGUCUCCUCCUGGCCAAACCUCACCACAUCACAGCAAUGACAGCCUACCUGUUCAGAUAGGCAGUGACGAGCACACCCAAGUACAAGAUAAACAAGGUGUCGAUCAUAGUCAUCAAAAUGGCGACAGUUGGCAUGUGUCAGGUGAGACAGAAGAUUCCAGCAAAGACAUGCAUGACGAAUCAGACACCUGGCUAAGUAACAUCGAUGCGGACAACAGCAAGAAUGAUACCUUACAGGAAAAUGGUGACCAUCCCUUAGAAGUAGGCGGUUCCGCAGAUGGUAUGCCCUUUGUCAUGGAGAGUUCGUUUGCCCGAAGUCUUCAACAAAGGACGAAUCUUAUGAGGCAGAGCAAGGUAGAACAGAGCACCGAUAGUGAUUCUGAUGCUUCAAAAAUGGAGUUGAGACACCACCUGUUGGAAAGUGGUAUCGCCGGUGGUCGCCGUGGUUACGACAGACAUCGGGAGGAAGCUGGUGAUUUUGUCGGUGGAAACGAUCUAAAAUCAGAGCACAACGGAGUCGAGCAUCCACAUCAGACCAGCAACAUGCCGCGGCAUCAGCAAAUAAACGAGUUAGUGCAAAAACUGGAAGACUCCGGCAUCGGAUUUGCGAACAGUGACUUGAUUCACGAGCGAGAAAAUGGCCUGACUCCGCUGUCAAGUGACGGCAGCGUAAGAACACCAUCUUCCACAGAGGAGCACCGGGAUGCACUCGAACCUGAGCACGAACAAACACCCCGGCUGCACACAAUCCUCCACCACAGGGACCAUGACCACGACGAACACCACGACGUUCGUCCUAAAGGUCGUCAUGUAAAGUUCGAGGAUGAUAGGAGACGAGCAGUAAACGGACUCCCUAACGGCCGUACGGACUCCACCAAGAGAGCGCGCGACCAGUGGACUCAGGACCAGGCCAUUGUGAAGUGCUCCUACCUCAGCAACGAGCUGGUGCGGAUGUCGGAACUGUUGGAUACAAUGGACCCCCAGGAGCUGAAAUCUGCCCUGAAGAGACGUUUGAAGCGGAAAGACGCCAAACUGAUCAUGGCGAUGAGCCUCCUCCUGCCCAGACACAGACACCCCCCGGCCUCUCAGCUACACUGUGUCAGGUGUCACAAGAACUACAACCCAAGGUUCGACUCCGAACGCUGUGCCCUGAGCCACCCAAACAACUGCGUGGUGAAGAAGAAGGAACACUCGACCAGUACGACCUUCAAAUGCCGCGCAUGCUCCACAGAGUUCCGCCUGAACAAGAUGACGUUUUACCAGGAGGGAGUGAACUCCUACAUGACGGGGCUGUGCUUCUCCGGCAAACACACCACCAACUCUAAGGACGUGGUGUACCAGUGCCAUGGGGGUCCUGCUAAAACUUGUGAGGACAACGGCUGUGUGUUAUAUUAUGUCUGAUGAUCACCUCAAGUUGAUAAAUUGCUUGGCUUCGUGAAUAGGAUUAAGUUACAAGUUUUGUUAAGAAUACAAAGAUCUAGAAGCAACAACUACUUACAAAUAGAGUAUAUUUUGAAUCUUUACACUGUAGGAAUGCAACAGAAAGAAUAGAAAUGUAUUACAACAUGUGUGUGUGUGUGUGUGUGUGCGUGUGUGGUGUUGUUGAUCGUUAUAAGUACAAGACUGCAUGCCAAGAAGUAUUGCAUUUUGUAUUACUGAAUUGAUAGCAUGACUACGGAAUGGUGAAUGCGAACAUUAAGCCAGUCGUUCAAAUGAGGUGCUACCCGGUAUCUACUUGUGUCUUUGUGCCAUAGAGCAGUUUUUGAUGAAUGAGAAAAGGUAGAGAAGACAUCCAUUAACAGGUAUCAUUUGUUAAGGGAAUCCAUGAAGAGUAUAUAAAGAUCUAGUGUCCUAUUUUGUGUAUUGUCUUUCACAACUGUUAUACGGGGGUCUAGAAAGGGAGGUUUGAAAAGAAGGUCUUGAAAUAGCUUUUUACAUUGAAAUACCUUUUUUAAAAUGACUGAUUUGAUAUACCCCUGUAAAUGCAUGAAACAUACAUUAGGAACAUUUCAAAUGUGUGUAUGUGCUACAAAUUGUUUUAAGGAAAGAGAAGAUUCUUAUAUAAGUCAGAUAUAUAUGACAAAAAGAUUUUUAAUCUUGCUUGAGAUUUUAUAACUAUGAUUAUGGAUGCAACGAAAAAUGGUGCAGAUAUUUGUUGUUGCAGCAGAGAUUUUAAAAUUUCAAAAUCUUAAGAAAUAUUGUAUCAUACUACUUUUGUUGUGAUUCAAGCUGGAAAUACUGGCAUGAAGCACAAGAGGUUUUGAAG